Molecule: messenger RNA, 2619 nt
Organism: Dictyostelium purpureum
Lineage: Eukaryota; Evosea; Eumycetozoa; Dictyosteliales; Dictyosteliaceae
Exons: 4
Coding region: 1-2418 (805 amino acids)
Source: RefSeq, a predicted model, not a curated record
AUGUGGAUUGUUCCUAGACCUCAUUAUUCAGUAUCACAACUUUGGGAUCUUUUAGGAGAGAAUGAUUUUUUUCAACUUUUAAAAACAAAACCAACAAACUCUUUAUUUGGUAAACUGGCAAAUUUAGCAAUAGCUGCAAGCGAUCAACAACCAUUGAACUAUAGAAUAGUUUACAAAACUAAACCCCAACAACAAAUUGUGGCCGUUUCAAAUAAGGAAAUUUUACCAAAAAUAAUAGAAUGUGAUUUAGAAACUAGAGAACAAUUUUUAAUUACUAAAGUAUCAGGUAUGGCCAGUUGCUAUAGAGAAGAGGAAGAGGAUCAAAAUGAUGAACAAUCACUAAAUGAAUUUAAAACUCAAUUUGAUAUUGACGAAAAAUUAGUAACAUAUUUUACAUGUUCAUUAUUAAAUAAUAAUAUUAAAAUAAGUAAAGGUAAAAUGUUUAUAACUCAACAAAAGAUAUGCUAUUUUACAUCAAACCCUGUCACAAGAAUAAUGAUACCAUUUCAAAAUGUAAAUUCAAUUUCAAAGGAAAACCCAUUAGGAUUUUUGCCAUCAGCUAUUAAAAUUAAAGCAUGUAUUGGACCAGAUGAUAAAACAGUAUCGGAAUUUUUAUUUUAUUUUAUUUUAAGAGAUCAGGCAUAUGAUUUAUUGGAACAACUUUGGCAAUAUUUAAUGGAUCAACUCUAUGAAUCAACACCACAAGAUUUAACUGACUCACCUUUACCAUUCAAUGGUAAUUCUUCACCAACAUCUCCCUAUCAAGAUUUACAAUCAAUUUAUAGCGACUCAUCACUUUCAGGCAGUACAGGAAUACAAAAUAAUAAUAAUAAUAAUUAUAAUAAUAAUAAUAACAAUGGUAAUACUUCGCCAACAUUAAAACUUAAAACAAAACAUUUAUUAGAUAUAGAGAAAAAGAACAAAUACUUUCAAAAAACUUUUAAACUACCAUCAGAUGAAGAAUAUAUACAGCAUCACUCAUGUUGGAUAGUAAGAAAGAAUUCAAUUAUUGCUGAGCUUUAUAUAUCUCCAAACUUUUUCUGUUUAAAAUAUAAAGAACGUUUUACUGCAAAAAAAUAUACAACCGUUAUUCAUGUUUCACAAAUUGAAUCAAUUCAAAAAACAAAACCAUUCCUUGGUAUAUCGUUCCUUACUGACUCUUUAGAAAUUACUGUUAAAUCUGGUAGAAAGAUUUUAAUUAGAUUAGUUCAUUGUGAUGAAGCAUUAAAUACAAUGAAAAAGUACUGUCAAGUACUUCAAAUCAAUCCACCAAAUGUAAUUGAUGUGCCAUCAUCACCAAAUUUUAAAGAGAAAUUAAGAUUGGAAACAAUUGGCUCAAAUUUAUUUUCACAGGAACCAGAUAGAGUAAUAGAAGAAGAAAGAAUCGAGAAAAAGAAAUUCGAACUUUGGGAUCACUAUUUUAAAAAAAAUGGUAUGGAUACAACAAUGUCCAUAACCUGUAAACUUCAAAAUCUUACACAUUUAGGUAUACCAGAGUAUUUUAGAGGUCAUAUUUGGUCAUUUACAAGUGGUGCAUGUUUUAUGUGGGAAAAAGAAAAAGGUUACUAUGAAAACAUAUUAAAGGAAAACGAAAACAAUACCAGUGUAGCACUUGAAGAAAUCGAAAAAGAUAUUCGUAGAACAUAUCCACAACAUCCAUAUUUUAAAGAAGAUGCACCAGGUAUCGAUGCACUUCGUCGUAUACUGGUAGCCUAUAGUUGGAGAAACCCAACCAUUGGUUAUUGUCAAGGUAUGAAUAUUGUUGCCGCCAUUAUGCUUCUCUAUAUGAAAGAAGAGGCUGCUUUUUGGGUACUCUGCAAGGUAGUCGAAGUUUAUCUUGAUGGCUAUCAUAGUAAAGAAAUGAUUGGUUCGAUUGUUGACCAAAAUAUUUUUGACGAUCUCUGCAAAACUCUUUUGCCAGAUGUAUAUCAACACUUGGAUAAAAUUGGUUUACCUCUUAGAAUUCUUACAUUACCAUGGUUUAUGUGUUUAUUUGUAUCCUAUAUCCCAUACCAAGUCUCAACUCGUGUAAUCGAUUGCCUAUUUUUAGAUGGUACCACUGUAUUGUUCCAAGCUGGUUUAGCAAUUUUAAAAAUCAAUAAAAAUGCAAUUCUCGCCGAAAAAGACUCUGAAGUAGUUGUUAGUUUAUUAAGAAAUAAGAAAUACAAUAUUGACGAAUUAAUAGAUGUCACAUUUAGAGAUUUUGAUAUCUUGGAUGAAAAGAUCAGUGAAUUAAGAAACUCUCUUAAAUUUACUGAAAUUAAAAAAAAUUAUAGAAUUAAAAUGAACAGUAAUACAAAUUUAAAUAAUAAUAGUAACAGUGGUAGUGAAAAUUCCUCUCCAAUAAUAUUAAAUAAUAGUAACAACAAUAAUAACUCAACAACCACUACAACAAUAACACCAAGUGGUAGUGAAUAACUAUUAUUAAUUUUCUUUGCAAUAUAUCAAAAUAAAUUUAUUUUUAAACAACUUUUUUUUAAAUAAAAUAAAUAAAUAAAUAAAAAAUUUAAAAAAGUUCAAUUGGUACUCCUUUUUAAAUAAAAAGUUAAAACCAUAUAUGUGAUAAAAAAAAAAAGAAAACAGAUAAUAAAUAAAAAAAUUCCACCAUAUAAUUAUUAC